Messenger RNA from Nasonia vitripennis (jewel wasp), 1942 nucleotides. RefSeq names its product maltase 1. The coding region runs from base 131 to 1843 and encodes 570 amino acids. Gene Ontology annotation, biological process: carbohydrate metabolic process. The record is from RefSeq and is a predicted model, not a curated record. The transcript has 8 exons. Lineage: Eukaryota; Metazoa; Arthropoda; Insecta; Hymenoptera; Pteromalidae.
CAAUCAUGUGUUGCAUCACAAUAAAGAGCAUACCAGUUAUAUUGACUUUUCCAACGCUUAUGCACAAAAGCAGGCAAUCAGCUCUCAGUAUAUAAAACGCAAGACUGGCUUAGCUUACCAGCAUUCGAAAAUGUCUCUCAGACUGUGCUGCACGAUUUUAUUCAUCGCUGGCCUUGCAGCUGGUGAAAUAAAAAAUCAAGGAUGGUGGAAAAAUACAGUUUUCUAUCAAAUUUAUCCUCGUAGCUUUAUGGAUUCCAACAAUGACGGGAUUGGUGAUCUAAAAGGAAUAACAAAUAGACUAGAACACUUUGCCGAAUCUGGCAUCGGUGGAAUAUGGCUUUCGCCGAUAUACGCGAGUCCGAUGGUCGAUUUUGGUUACGACAUUUCCGAUUUCCGUGCCAUUGACAAAACUUAUGGUACUAUGGAAGAUUUAGAACAACUGACAGCAAAAGCUAAAAAGCUAGGAGUUAAAGUUGUACUAGACUUUGUACCGAAUCAUACUUCGAAUGAACAUCCCUGGUUUAUUAAAAGUUAUCAAGGCAUUGGAAAAUACAAGGAUUACUAUACGUGGCGCAGAGGUCGUGAAAAUAAUACGCAGCCACCAAACAACUGGCUAAGCUAUUUCAGCGGAUCAGCUUGGAAGUACAAUGCGACUAGAGAUUUAUGGUACUUCCAUCAAUUUGAAUACAGGCAACCCGAUCUUAACUUCACCAAUCCAAAUGUUCGACAGGAGAUGGAGGAAAUAUUGCGAUUUUGGCUGAGUAAAGGUAUUGACGGAUUCCGCGUGGAUGCUGUCCCCCAUAUUUUUGAGAAAGAAGGUUUCCCGGAUGAGCCUUUGUCGCAUAAACCAGGCGUGACAAGCCAAAAUCACAAUUACCUUGAGCAUAUCUACGUUAAAGAUGAUCAACGAAGCUACGACCUUAUUAAGACUUGGAGGAAAGUACUCGACGACUGGUCAGAUUCACACAAUGAAGAUGAAAAGGUCAUAAUGACUGAAGCAUACGCGAGUUUAGAUAAUACUAUCAAGUGGUAUGAUUAUGGUUCUAACAUACCAUUCAAUUUCAAUUUCAUAACGAACGUCGACAACUCAUCUAAACCAAGUGAUUUCAAAAAAGUAAUCGACGAUUGGAUAACUCGUACGCCAUCGUAUGGAUCAGCUAACUGGGUGAUGGGCAACCACGACAAUAGCAGAAUCGCAACGAGAUAUCCAGGUAGAGCCGAUCAAAUGACGAUGCUGGCUAUGAUCCUUCCUGGAGUCGCGGUCACGUACUACGGCGAGGAAAUCGGUAUGGUGGACAAAUUGGACAUCACGUGGGAGGCUACGCAGGACCCGCAAGCUUGCAAUUCCGAUCCAGAACAUUACCGUGCACUGACGCGUGAUCCUAACAGAACACCUUUCCAGUGGGAUGACACUAAAAAUGCUGGUUUUAGCAAAGCUUCUACAACAUGGCUACCGGUCAACGAUAAUUACAAAGAGUUGAAUUUGGCAAAACAAAAGCUACAACAAGAAUCUCAUUACAAACUUUAUCAAACUUUGACAAAAUUAAGAAGCACAUCUCUUGCUCUGAAAAAUGGUACAUUGGACACUGUCGCAUUGAACAAUGAUUCAGUGUUGGCCGUCAUACGAAAAAUUGCAGAUGAAGCUGUUGUACUCUUAAUUAAUUUCUCCAAUGACAGUCCGCAAAGUAUUGAUGUUUCGGAGUAUUUGCCAAACGCCAAAGAUGCUACAGUCAAAGGAGCAAGCGUAGGAUCUGGCAUCGAGUGGGGAUCAAUAAUAAAGACUUCGGAUGUUCGAUUGCCACCAAAAGCUUCAAUAGUUUUCGCUGCACAACCCAACGUAUAAGAGCUGCCUAAAUUACUGUUAUGCCUGUCUGUGUUACGCUUUAUUCUGCCGGAGGCACAAAAUAAAUCUUAAUAAAUAUAUAUCAAUUCUUAAAAAUAA